AAAUGGGCUGAGAAUUUUCAAACCCAAGAAGCUGAAAGCAAACUUAAAGCAAAAGCUAAUGAAGUUAGUGGUAACACUUUUGAAAUUCUUGGACAAUUUAAUAAUGAAGAAGAAUUUUCUACUGAAGAUAUUGAAGACACUGAGGAUUCUGAAACUGAACGCAAUAUGGAAGAAAAUGUUAACAUAUCUGAAGAUAUUGAAGAUAUAGAAGAUUCUGAAACUGAACGCAAUAUGGAAGAAAAUGUUAACAUAUCUGAAAUGCUUAAACACCUUAAUAAUGAAAAAGAAUUUUCUACCAAAGCUAAUGAAAAUAUUGAAGGUUCUAACGAUUAUGAAAAUUCUAUACGAAAUUGGCUUCUUUCUUGGGUUAAACCCGAAGGUAAUCGACCUUUGGAGGACCUAAAAGAUGAUUCUAAUGUUUGGCAAAUGUCUAGGGCCGAAAGAAUAAAACUGCACGAUUUUUGGAAGGAGAGUAUUCAAUCAGAAUAUCUUGAAGAACUU
Messenger RNA from Dentiscutata heterogama, 501 nucleotides. Lineage: Eukaryota; Fungi; Glomeromycota; Glomeromycetes; Diversisporales; Gigasporaceae. The record is from the annotation of a GenBank genome assembly.